Messenger RNA from Linum tenue, 1973 nucleotides. NCBI's taxonomy places the organism in Eukaryota, Viridiplantae, Streptophyta, Magnoliopsida, Malpighiales, Linaceae. The record is from the annotation of a GenBank genome assembly.
GUCCAUUAUGCCGCCGUUUCAUAGAAUCUGAAACUCGGUAAGAAAAACAGCGACUUCUUCAUCCUCCCUGCUCGCCAUUUCUGAUCCAAGCGCCACCCGAUUUUCGUUAUUCUUCCCCAUAAUCAUCCCCAGAUCUCCUCCCAAAUCCCUAACAAUGGAAGCUUUAUCGAUUCCCUACGAUGAGAUUCGUUCCCUCCAGAUAUCUCUCCGCCAAGACUCCAACUUUUCCUCUUACAAUCCGGAAGACACCGCAGAUUCAGCUGCCGAUUUGCCAUCCGCCGGAAACUCGAUCUUUGAGCUCGACCCUUCGCCGCCGGAACUCCGUUGCAAGCAUUGCAGCGGGGGACUUCUCAGAGGUGCGAACUCGAUCAUUUGCGUUUUCUGCGGUAGGGAACAGGUGAACAGCGAUGCUCCCCCUCAAGCAAUCAAGUUCAUGGCCACAUCUGCCUCCAAGUGGCUUCUUCAGUCCCUUGGUUUAGAUGGAUCGGAACUUUCGGGACAAUCAAUUGAAGUUCAACAACAACUGAACAAACGAUCAGAUGCAUUAGAGACUGAGAUUCCAUUAUCCAAGCUAUUGGAUCUCGAAAUACACUGGCCUUUGGAAUCCGAGAGAAAGGAAACAGGAAAAGCAGCAUUGGAGAAGACACAUAGUCAGAAGUUGAGAACUCUUGAUUUCGAGGGACUUGAUCUCCAAAGUUUUGUCCCGGAGCCUAAGGCGGCAGAAUCAGUUUCUGGAUUCCCUAACGACCUCAACUUUUUUCAAGAGGCUAAGGUUGAAGAAUCAGUUUCUGCAUUACACGAUGAUGAGCUGGAUUUUUUCCCUGAGCCGAGGUUAGAACCAGCUUCUGCAGCUUCAGAAGAUCAGUUUAUGUCGAGUAGACCAUUCCCGAGUUAUGAGAAUUCUUCUCAAGCUCCUACUGAUCUGAGCUUGUUUGAGAGCGUUGAGCCAUCUCGUACUGAUAGUAAAGUUGAAGAAGAUGGAGGAGGUGAUGACUCGUUUGCUGGCUGGGAAACUGAGUUUCAGUCUGCUGAUGCUUCUACGACUCAGGAGUCGAAAUCGUUUGAUCCUUUUGAAGUUUCUUCAUCGGUCGAUAUAUCUGCUCACUUAGAUUCGGUAUUUGGAGGUGGAAGUGAAGUGUCCAAGAUACCAGAAACAUCUAACAUAAAUGAUGAUUGGUUUCCAGGCGAUUUGUUGAGUAAUUCCAACCCAGGAGCAACCGGUCAAACUGAAAGCCAGAAAACAGAUAUAAUUUCUCCGUUCGAUUUGGAUUUCAUCAAAGAUGAUCAAUUGCCAAAAACCACCACUAACAACACCACAGUUGAUGAGGGAGAUGAUUACUUUGAUGACUGGAAUGGUUUCACUAGCUCGUCUGGUGUCCAACCAAUAGCUGGCAGCUCUUCGAAACAAGACGUGACUCACACUGUGAAUUCUGAGAUAGACUUGAUUGGUGAAGGCGAGAAAUCACAGAUUGUUGAUUUCGGUGGCUUUCCACAAACUGAUCUCUUCUCAGGAAUUUCCAACGAUGAAAAGGAUUCCAAGGAGGUGGAUCUUAUGUGGCCUGAAACUUCAGCAUUACAGAGGAUCGACAUUGGAAGUGCAAGAAAUGGGGAUAGCACUGAGGUUGCCACAGAAGUCAAAACAGCUGGAGAAGAUGCUGUUUCUAGUGAAAAUCCGAGAUUGAAAUUUGAAGUGGUGGAGAAAUAUAUGUCACAGAUGCAUGAUCUCUCAUUUAUGCUGGACAAUGAUCUUUCCAUACCACAAAAGGGAGCAACCGGCAAGCAAGUUCUCAAUGGGCGGGGGUGGUGAACGAUUCCUGGCAGCAAGGUUAUUGAACAGCUUUUGCAGGCACUGUAUUGCAGUAACGUCAUCCUACAAAGAAGAAAAAAAUGACCCAUUCUCAGAUUUCCCCCAUUGAUGUUUUACCAAGCCUUUGGGCAAUGAAAGUUUGUGUUAUGAUGAGAAAAAUAAAAGC